Molecule: messenger RNA, 950 nt
Organism: Acipenser ruthenus (sterlet)
Lineage: Eukaryota; Metazoa; Chordata; Actinopteri; Acipenseriformes; Acipenseridae
Product: fish-egg lectin-like
Exons: 4
Coding region: 72-866 (264 amino acids)
Source: RefSeq, a predicted model, not a curated record
CAUUUGGGUAUUUAAACCCCUCUCCUGGCUUCAUUGAGACACACCAAGUCUUCAUUGAGAUUGAGAUUGAGAUGCCUGCCAUCAUGAAAGCUUCACUGAUCUUCCUUGCAUUGUCCGUGGCUUCUAGCCUGGCACUGGAUUGCACCAUUAUUGAUGGCUCCCUCAAGCAGAUUGAUGCCGGCGCAGGGCAGGUGUUUGGCGUGAACAGUGGAAACUCAAUCUUCGUGCGCUAUGGAAACAACUGGGUGAAGGUCCCAGGGGCCCUCAAACACGUAUCUGUGGGACCCUCUGGAGUCUGGGGUGUCAACGGUAACAAUUACAUCUACAAGAUGGUUGGAGGCAACUGGCAACAAACUCAAGGUCUCCUGAAGCAGAUUGAUGCUGGCGGUGAUGAAUUUAUUGCUGGAGUCAACAUGAACGGCAACACCUACUGUCUGAAUCGCGAUCCCACCAUGACUGUUCAUAGCACAGACCCGAUUCCCUGGAACUUGCUUCCUGGAGCUCUCAAGUACUACUCCUGCGGGCCCUACAGCUGCUGGGGAGUGAACUCUGCUGAUCAGAUCUAUGUGAUGAAAGGAGUGACUCCAUCUUCCUGUAUGGGCAGCAAUACAUGGCAGAACAUCCCUGGAGCCUUGUCCAUGAUUGAGGUCUCCACUGACGGCAGUGUGUACGGGGUGAAUGAUGCAGGGAAUGUCUAUCGCAGGGAUGGGACCACUGCUAGUAAUCCAGCCGGCACAGUGUGGAUUCAGCUGAAUAUUUCUGGAAAGAGCAAGCAUGUGUCAUACGAUCUGGGUGUGCUGUGGGUGAUCAGACAAGACAACUCAAUCCAGGCUUGUCACCAAACUCCACAGAACAAGAAAAAAUAAAUAUGUUUCUUACCUCAUACGAGCUUGAAGUGGUGAAAAUGACCACCUUGUCGAAUAAAGCAAUUAAAAAAAAAAAUCUGAAGA